AUGGAGACGGAUGUCGAGGCGGAGCCCAUGCUCCCGCCGUCAGAGCGACUGGAGCUUUACAGGAGCUCCCUACGAGAUCGCUGCACUGACGUCCUGGAGGACGUGGCUGCUUGGGCUGUUGGCUACAAGGCGUGGGCCCUGUCAAACCCCGUGAUUCGGGCGCUCUUGGUUUUUGUGGCACGCGUGAGCUUCGUGGCCGACUUGGCCUUGGAUAUCAACGUCGGACUUGAGCUGCGAGCUUCAGGGAACUUCUGGUGGAGCGGCAUCUGCUUCAGCAUCAUCCUUUUCACCUAUCUGGUUCUGGCCUGUGCCUUGCGCGAGAAAGCCGUGCAAAGGUUGCAAUCUGGCUGCCUGCCCGAGCGCCCGAGGGCGGCGAAGGCAUUGUGGAUCCUACUCAGCGUGCCGCUGCUGGUGGCCACGGACAUCCUCGUGACGCUGAGGUACUUGUGGCAGGAUCCGCUGGAGGUCGAAGUCUUCCAUUUCUUGAAGCUCCGGGGCCUGCUUGAGGCUGUUGAGGCCAUGUUGCAGACGCUCCUGCAGAGCUACGUUGCAUUCCGUCUCUUGAACCCCGGCGGCUUCUUUGCAGAGGUAGAGGCGAAGCAAGUGAAGCCAACGGCGCUGUGCCUCUCCAUCGUGUUCUCCAUCAAGAACUUGGGCGAGCAGUUUCUGUUUCUGGAGAAGUUCUCGAAGCUGCAGACACAUGGGGACAAGAAGCUCUUCUUGAAGACGAUGUGUGCUUUGGGCGAUGGCCUGGCACCCUCCAGUCUUUUCGACCAGGUGGCUCGGAGCCGCUAUGUCAACUGCGAGUUCGACCUCGGUGAGGUCGACCGCUCCGAACUCUGGGUUCUCGCUCGGGCGGCCAGGGACAGCCCGGUCUUGGAAGAGCUCAGAUUUGCAAAGGCCAGCUUCUUGCGCACCCUGGUGCGCACCCCGACGCAGACCAACCUCCUCAAGAGCUGGGUGAACGAGCUCUUGCACAGCCGUCACCUUCAGAGGCUCUACAUCGAUGGGACGUCUAUCGGCAUGGGCCUGGUUGAGGAGGAAAUCUGGGAGGCGGUUCUCAAGGUCUUUGCAGAGUCUGCAGAGUCGAUGCCGCGGCACUCCCUGGAGAGAAUUGAGGUGGCGGGUCGAGAGCCGGUGUUGCUGAAGCCCUGCGCUGAGCCCUGGCGCAGGGCCUUGUUUCAAGCCACGUGGCCGGAGUUGCGCCUGGCGCUUCAAAGGGAGAAGCUUCUCCCUGCGGAGGUUGGAGAGAGUCUCUUUGUUGCGGCAGGCCUCCAGCGGCUGACGAAGCACCUGGGCCUGUUAAUCAGCCUGGGCGCCUCACCGAAUGGAAACGGGAAGAAGUUGCCCUUGAUCAGUGCUGCGCUUCAAAACGCAUCGGGCAACGCAAAGCUGCUUCUGGAACACCGAGCUCACGUUGAUGCAACUUCCGGUUCGGGGCUCACCGCUCUCUAUGGGGCCGCACAGGCGAAUGCCGCUCAAACGUUGCAGGUUCUUCUGCAGCACAAGGCGGAGGUAAAUCUUGCAAUCGGGCCAAAGAAGCUGACAGCCCUGCAUAUUGCUGCGAGGGGCACCUGCAACGAUGCCUUGCGGAUGCUCCUGGAGCAUGAAGCGGAUCCCAACAAGGCCAACACAGACGGGGUCACCGCUGUUCAUGUCGCUUGCGAGGCGUCCCACUUGAAUGCUGUCAGCUGCGUGGAGUUCCUUCUAGCCCACAAGGCUGAUGCCAACAAGUUGACAGCCAGCCGGAGGACGCCCUUGCACUAUGCCCUGAGAUCCCCUUCCAUUGCUUUGGGAACCGCGUUGCUGCAGCCACUGCUGGAGAAUGGAGCUGAUGCGAACCACGCAGACGACGGCGGAGAUGUUCCCCUCUGCCUUGCGGUCGAGAAGAAUGCCGCGACGGCUGUGCAGUUGCUUUUGGAGCGAAGAGCGGAGCUGCACAGCGCAACAGUUCCUGGCCAGACGCCCCUCCAUCUGGCUGCAGAAUGUAAGUCCUUGGAGAGCAUGAAAGUCUUGCUCAUGUGGCGGGCAGAUGUAAGCCGGGUGAACGAGCAUGGCCGCACUCCACUUCUGGACGCAGCUGCAGAAAACUCCGUGCCGUGUGCGCGGAUGCUUCUGGAAUACCGGUCCGAUGUGAACCAUUGCGAGAGCGGCCGCGGUGAGACCGCCUUGAUGAUGUUUGGCAUGCGCCACUCUGCUGAAGGGCUCCGGCUCUUGCUGGAAGCGGGGGCAGAUCCCACUUUGAAGACGACCGACGGCUACAGGGUAGAUGACCUGGCAGUUUCUGAGUCCAAGGAGAUUCAGGAGCUUCUCAAGGGUGUCUUGGAGUAG
Molecule: messenger RNA, 2331 nt
Organism: Symbiodinium natans
Lineage: Eukaryota; Dinophyceae; Suessiales; Symbiodiniaceae
Source: the annotation of a GenBank genome assembly